Puccinia graminis f. sp. tritici CRL 75-36-700-3 is the source of this 753-nucleotide messenger RNA. RefSeq lists its product as uncharacterized. The record is from RefSeq and is a predicted model, not a curated record. Lineage: Eukaryota; Fungi; Basidiomycota; Pucciniomycetes; Pucciniales; Pucciniaceae. Bases 1 to 753 code for a protein of 250 amino acids. The transcript is spliced from 4 exons.
AUGCGCAAGCCUUUCUCAGCAGCCGUGGAUAUGUUCCGAUUACUAGAGGAAAAAACAGCUGUGUUGAUUGAGGAAGUCUUACAACUUAAUGAUCAGGAGAUAUUAGCUGGCCGAACCUGUCCAGCCUGCUUUGGACCCCAACCAUCCAAUUCGGCCGAUUACCCAGAAUCUACUCGUGAUCGACUGAUUGUCUGUCUGGACGGAAAUUUCCAGCACAGACAUAACUCACAAGCAAGCCGAGAUUACGAAGCCCUCCGAUCACCACACAUAUUCCUACCUGAAGGGGCAAGCGACAAGAUGACACGUGAAAUCCAAAACAUGGAGCUUGUGAACCAACCACCCAAUCGAGCCGAUCGAUGUGCAGAUGCUCAUAAGGCAGCUGAUGACAAGAGAAAUGAAUCAACCUGGAAGGGGUGUGAUGACACUGGCAUCAUGGGAUGCUGCUGCCGCCAUGAUGCUGCAAUCUCUAUGUGCAACAUAUACAAGUCAGGUGAGCAGAGGUCCCUACCUUUGGCACUACUCAAGCAACUGCUUGGAAAUGUGGAGGUUGGCCGGCCGGUUGGGGUUUUGUAUGAUAUUGGUUGCUCCCUCCACAAGUAUAUCGGAGCGAUUACAACCCAAGGUUCAACACGGGGUGGGGAUUGUCAGAUGGAGAAGGUCUCGAGCGAUUAUGGUCACAUUUGUCACCUCUUCCUCAUGGCUUUCAAAGAAAUUCAAAAAUGCACUCAAACGGCGCUGCGAGACUCGGGAUGA